Messenger RNA from Mizuhopecten yessoensis (Yesso scallop), 3126 nucleotides. RefSeq names its product probable G-protein coupled receptor 21. The record is from RefSeq and is a predicted model, not a curated record. The transcript has a single exon. Gene Ontology annotation, biological process: G protein-coupled receptor signaling pathway. Gene Ontology annotation, cellular component: membrane. Lineage: Eukaryota; Metazoa; Mollusca; Bivalvia; Pectinida; Pectinidae. The coding region runs from base 1271 to 2212 and encodes 313 amino acids. Gene Ontology annotation, molecular function: peptide binding; G protein-coupled receptor activity.
ACUUGUGACUUUGGUGAGACCCAGAGUGACUUGUAUCUGUGGUGUGACCCAGAGUGACUUGCGACUCAGAGUGACUUGUGUCUGUGAUGUGACCCAGAGUGACCUGUGACUGUGAUGUGACCCAGAGUGACUUGUGUCUGUGGUGUGACUCAGAGUGACUUGUGUCUGUGGUGUGACCCAGAGUGACCUCUGACUCUGAGUGACUUGUGUCUGUGGAGUGACCCAGAGUGACUUGUGACUCAGAGUGACUUUUGACUGGGGUGUUACCCAGAGUGACUUGUGUGUUCUAUAGAGAUUUAUCUGAUGGUAGUUACGUGGUAUCAGUACUGAUACCUGUGGUGACUCGGAGACGUAACCUGCCGAUUGAUUCCAGAAUAACAAAGAAUCCUGUAUGCACAUGUGUAUUGUCAAACAAAUGGUGAAUUAAUUAAUUGCCACUGGAAGGAAUGAGAACAAAAUGUAGCAGUGUUAUCUGUAUGAGCCAGUGAGACUACAGUGAUUAUGUGGAUUGUUGGUAUGUUGUGUAUGUUGAUAUGAGAUGGAGAUCACUGUCAUCCUCAGCACACUGGGGAUCAAACCCAAUCAAUAGCAGGCCCACUAGGUCUGCCCCACGAUUAAAAGGUGUUUCAGUGAGUACACACCUACCUGUCUUACAGGACGACCAACGGUAACCUAGGAGAUGUCAGGCUCCUUGUUAUAGUACAUCACCAGUGUUACCUGUACAAAUGUACAGCAGGUGUUAUAUCACACCUGGAGUAUACCUGACCAGAUCCACCUGGAAUCAUAAUAUGGAAUCUGAUACUGAUAAAUACCUUGGGGUAUAAUCUUCCACUGGAGAAAUCAAUCUGAUGGGACCUUUGUAUUUCGUAUAAAUCAAGUCCAUUGGUAUUUUUUGGAUCAUUAUGAGAUUUUCAUUUGGAAUAUCAAAGGGAGCACAGUGAUUUGUACAUUUUGGCCUGAAGCCUAUGUGUUUGAAUCCAGCCUCCAUGUAGUAGGCUGUGAUGGGAGUGUUAUUAAACAUGUGUAUUGGAAAUUCCAAGCUGCUUCCGUAAAGGAGGAUUCUGUUAGUUUUUAAUCACAUGCUCAAAGUUUUGUGUGGGAUUAAAUUUGAAAAGUGGAUAUUGCUCUCAUGGGGAUGUCUUGAUCAAGGUUACAUAACCAGGAACAGCUGUUCUACUGCUGUGAUGUGAUCUUCAGGAUGAAACCGGUGAACCAGACAUAGAUCAGUGAUAUCUGAGAGGACCUACCCCAGGCAGAAGUAUCCCUGUCAAUGAUGGAGUACUACGCAGAAAGUGUCAUCACUAUUAUCUAUACCAUUGCCAUAGUGACCACGAAUACCUUGAUUUUAUUGGUCGUGGCAUGGACAGAGUCAUUCAGGAACAUGAACAAGAUAUACUUCUGUUCACUGACGCUGGCCGACCUGUGUGUGGGUGUGUUUAUCACACCGUUUGCCGUUUUCAGUACAUUCAGUAAUAACUGGAUUUAUAAUGAUGAGAAGUUCUGCCACUUCGAGGCAUAUUUGUUAGCCGUGUUCUUUAUCGCGGGUCUAUAUUCCAUGUCAUGGAUGAGUGUUGACCACUACCUAGCGGUCAGAAAGCCACAGAGACACAAAAUUGCAAUGACACCGACGAGGUCUAUGUGUUGGAUUUUCUUUGCAUGGCUGGGUGCCAUCAGUUUCUGUUGCCCGCCUUUGUUUUCGUUUGAGAGGGCCAACUUUUACCAGGAAGUGUUUAUCUGUUCCAUAGAGGCGGGGCCACACAAGCCGUACUUUGUGACUGCAGGUGUUUUGGUGAUGUUUCCGGCAGUGGUGGCACUCAUUGUCACCAAUGCAUACAUCUUCACACGUCCUUUCCAAAAAAAGCGCUACAUGUUUGAGACUAUUUUACCUGAAACAGCCUCACGGCCGGGGAAUUACUUUAUGAACUUUGUGGUGACAAUCAUUUUUUGUAUUGCGUGGUUGCCAUGGCUGAUGCUACAGUUGUAUGGGGCAUUCAUUGACCAAUACACGUCGUACCCCCAUCAUGUUCACUUCUAUCUAUUAUGGAUAGCCAUUGGUAACUCCUGUUACAAGUUCUUCGUGUACCUAGGCAUGAGCCAGGAGUUCAGGAAGGGCUUACGCCAGCUUUGUGGACACACAGACUGUCGUUGUCCUGAAUGUUCCAUUGCACAAAGUAUCAGUAUCAACUUUAUUACAGUCAAUAGCCGCAAGUGAAGACCAAGUGAAUCAAACCUGUUGGAUUUAUGUGUGUUUAUGAUUGCAGGUUAUGCCCUGAUUAAUGUCAUCUAGUCAUGAUGGUGACCUUGUAACUUUCUGUCAAUUAAUUCUGGUGAGUGGAGUGGUAUUCAGCAGAACAACAUGAAUUGUGUUGGUGCUAAACUGACAUACUGCAAACUGAAGUAAGACAAAUCGUUGUUAGGGCACACAAAUUAGGACAAGCUUCAGAUUAUACAAAUCAGAUACUUUGUUACAAAGAGCUGUGGACCCACUGCACCAAUCAGAAACUUUGUUACAAAGAGCUGUGAAUGAAUCCUUGUGUGUAACACAUAAAUAGGUCUGUUUCUAAAUUCAGACUUCAAGAAACACUGUAAUAUUGACCAAUCAAAUAUUGUGAUACAUAUGACCAUGGACACAUAGCUCAGCUUUGUUGUAUAUAAAAUAGCCAUUCCAGGUUUGUUGUCUGAGCUAUUGUGAUGUGUGAUGUCAGGUGUGUGUAAUGAAGAAUGCUGUGUGAGGUUACAGAGAUCUGUUAGUGUACGUUUGUACUGUAGCUGUGGUUAAGAGUGUCUAGCUUUAGUCCAAUCAUAUAAUAUUUAAUACAUGGUAUGGAAGCCGUUGGAGGCACUCCCAGACUAUAAGGACGAUACAUACAACAUAAUCAACAUACACACACACACUAUCAACUUUAAUAUAACAUUAAUAUCAACACAACACCAUCUUCACACCACCAUCGAACAACAUCAAUAUAUCACCAUCAACACAAUCAUCACAACACCAUCAAACAUGAACACAACUCUAACAAAACAUCACUAUUAACACAACACCACUGACAUACCAACACAUAUCCUCACAUCACCACCUACAACACAACAUCACUGACACACCAUCACACAUUCUCACAACACCAC